AUGAAGCUCCUCUACCCCACAUCUCUCAAGCUCGACAUUAGGAGUCUCGAGGGCUUCUCUACGUCUCUACACCCUUACGACGUCAAAGCCCCAAUCCCAGACGACCUUACCGACGCCGAGAUCCUCAUUACCUGGACCAACAGCGCCGAGAACCUAUCCGACGCCGCACGUCGCUUGAAGAACCUGCGCUGGAUCCAAUCCCUCGCUGCGGGCCCUAACGAUGUUCUAGCUGCUGGAUUUCCCUCAAGCGUCCUCGUGACAACAGGCUCUGGCCUGCACGACCGCACCGUCGCCGAACAUACCCUGGGUCUACUCCUCACAGCCGCCCGCCGCUUCGACCAGAUGCGCGAGUACCAACUUCGGCGCGAGUGGCCGCAACACCUCGGCGGCGCGCAGCCCGACCGCCCCAAGGACCGCUUCACCACCCUGCGCGACGCAAACAUCCUCAUCUGGGGCUACGGCAACAUCGCCAAGACGCUGGCCCCGCACCUGACGGCCUGGGGCGCGACCGUCCGCGGCAUAGCUAGGUCAGCCGGCGUCCGGGACGGCGUCGAGGUGUACGCGGAGGACAAGCUGCCGCAGCUCCUGCCGCAGACGGACGCGCUCGUCAUGAUCCUGCCCGGCGCGGAGAGCACCCGCGACGUGUUGAAUAGAGAGCGGCUGGCGCUGCUGCCGGCGCACGCGUGGGUGGUCAACGUGGGGCGGGGCACGAGCGUCGACGAGGAGGCGCUGGCGGAGGCGCUGGAGCAGGGUAGGGUUGGAGGCGCGGCGCUGGACGUGUUUAAGACGGAGCCGCUGCCGAGGGAGUCGAGGCUCUGGGGCGCGCCGAAUCUGCUGGUUAGUCCGCAUGCGGCGGGGGGCAGGCCGCAGGACGCGGAGCAGCUUGUUGCGUAUAAUCUUAGGAGGUUUUUGGCGGGGCAGGAGUUGAGGAAUUUGGUGUAG
Daldinia childiae is the source of this 942-nucleotide messenger RNA. Its product is annotated as Glyoxylate/hydroxypyruvate reductase A. NCBI's taxonomy places the organism in Eukaryota, Fungi, Ascomycota, Sordariomycetes, Xylariales, Hypoxylaceae. The transcript has a single exon. The record is from RefSeq and is a predicted model, not a curated record. Gene Ontology annotation, molecular function: NAD binding. Bases 1 to 942 code for a protein of 313 amino acids.